Molecule: messenger RNA, 585 nt
Organism: Rangifer tarandus platyrhynchus (Svalbard reindeer)
Lineage: Eukaryota; Metazoa; Chordata; Mammalia; Artiodactyla; Cervidae
Source: the annotation of a GenBank genome assembly
AUGGCAUAUGAUCGCUUCUCAGCCAUUUGCUCGCCCUUCCUCUACGCUGUCCGGAUGUCCCAGCAAGCUUGUGUUCGUUUGGUGACUGCCUCCUACAUCUGUGGCUGCAUCAACUCCAUGAUCCAAACAGGUUUCACCUUCAGUUUGCGUUUCUGUGGAGAAAACAGAUUGGACCACUUUUUCUGUGAUAUCCCAGCCCUGAUCAAGAUAUCCUGUGUGGACACCUUGGUGAAUGAGAUUGUACUGUUUAUUCUGUCUGCCCUCAUCAUCAUCACUACCACAACUGUCAUUCUGGUUUCUUACGCAUGUAUCCUCUCCACUGUUCUAAAGAUCCCCUCAACUCAUGGCAGGAGUAAGACCUUCUCCACUUGUAGCUCUCAUAUCACUGUGGUGAGUUUGUUCUAUGGAACUGUAUUUUUCAUGUAUGCCCAGCCUGGAGCCAUCUCUUCACCAGAGAAAAACAAGAUUAUAGCUCUAGUGUGUCAUUGUCCUUCCUACACUGUCAUCACACCUAUGUUAAACCCCAUCAUCUACAGCCUAGGGAACAAUGAAUUGAAGGAGGCAGUCAAGAGGACGAUCACUUGA